Messenger RNA from Etheostoma cragini (Arkansas darter), 3292 nucleotides. It is a transcript of the gene galr2b, whose product is annotated as galanin receptor 2b. The transcript has 3 exons. Lineage: Eukaryota; Metazoa; Chordata; Actinopteri; Perciformes; Percidae. Bases 197 to 1333 code for a protein of 378 amino acids. Gene Ontology annotation, biological process: G protein-coupled receptor signaling pathway. Gene Ontology annotation, cellular component: membrane. Gene Ontology annotation, molecular function: G protein-coupled receptor activity. The record is from RefSeq and is a predicted model, not a curated record.
GUGGAGGAGAGGAGGGGGAGGUGUAGAAAGAGUAAGAUACCAGCAACACAGGCAGAUAGCGAGAUACACUAGGAGAAGAGAGGCUUCGGUGUAAAGAGUAUGAGCAUCUUAACAGAGCAGCUCUACUGGGAGUCUUGCUCCUAAUCCGAGAGGAAGCUUUGGAUACUGUCCACCCAUCAUCAGCCUGAUUUGCAAAAUGUCUGACUUUGAGGAUUUCAGCAAGCUGGGAGGGCAGGCGAAUGUGUCUGAAAGCCACCAGCUGAACCCCACCAGUGUGAUUGUGUCAGUGGUCUUCUCCCUCAUCUUCCUCCUGGGCACCAUCGGCAACAGCCUGGUGCUCGCUGUGCUUCUGAGGAGCGGGCAGGUGGGAUACAACACAACCAAUCUGUUCAUACUCAACCUGAGCGUGGCUGACUUCUUCUUCAUCAUCUUCUGCGUUCCUUUCCAAGCCACCAUCUACUCUCUGGAGGGCUGGGUGUUUGGUUCCUUCAUGUGCAAAGUGGUCCACUUCUUCAUUAACCUCACCAUGUAUGCCAGCAGCUUCACACUGGCCGCUGUCUCUGUUGACAGGUAUCUGGCCAUUCGUUACCCGCUGCGCUCCAGAGAGCUACGGACCCCUUGGAACGCAGUGGUUGCCAUGGUGAUAAUCUGGGGUCUCUCCCUGGUUUUUGCGGGUCCUUAUCUCAGCUACUACGACCUUAUCGACUACGCCAACAGUACUGUGUGCAUCCCCGGCUGGGAGGAGCAGAACAGGAAGGUGCUGGACACGUGCACCUUCCUGGUUGGCUACGUCAUCCCCGUGCUGAUUGUGAGUCUCUCGUACACUCGAACCAUCAAGUAUCUGUGGACGGCUGUCGACCCUCUGGACGGCAUGUCAGAAUCCAAGAGGGCCAAACGCAAAGUCACCAAAAUGAUCAUCAUUGUCACCGUGCUUUUCUGCAUCUGCUGGCUGCCGUACCAUGUGGUGAUCUUGUGCUACCUGUACGGAGACUUUCCUUUCAAUCAGACCACCUAUGCCUUCAGGCUUCUCUCUCACUGCAUGGCCUACGCCAACUCUUGCGUCAACCCCAUCGUGUACGCUCUGGUGUCCAAGCACUUUAGGAAAGGCUUCAAGAAAGUGUUUAGCUGCAUUCUCAGUAAAAAUGGGAGAAAUAAGGUCCAUGUGGUUCAUGUAGCCAACACUGUGCCCGGGUUUGAAGCAGGCUCCACUGAGGUGUCACAGAUGAACGAGGAGAACAUACGACAGAAUGAGUGUGAAAUGAUAAGCAGGCGGAUUGUAGAGCCAAGAGAAGCCACAGUGGCACUGAAUUUGCCAUUUCAGCGGCAGACUUGACAAGUGAUUCAGCUUUUCUGACAGGCUCAGUACAGAUUGCCUUAUGCGAAAGACAUUGCAGCUAUGUGUUAACGUCUCAUCAUGCCAUUCAGGAGAUGAGAUGAAAGGAAACAUGAAGCAUUCAUUUGCAAAAGUAGAUAUCUCUGUUUUUGUUAUUUUACUAAAUCAUGUUAUUUUGUGUGCAAUCCAGGGAAUAUCAUUCAAAAUUGGUGGCAGGUUGUUUUGAUAAGAGAUCUCAAUUUUGGUUUCAUUUUCAUAAAUCCCCUUUUUUAUUGUGCACUCAAGGGAAAAUCAAUCAAACUAGUGUUGGUUCAUUCAUUUUUCUGAAUGGCUUUUAUCCAUUUUUAACAAAUGAACUCUUCAUAGUUACGCAGAUAAAUAGUGUGAUUGUGUAUAUGGUGAGUCCACAACCAAAAAUAUGUUUGUUUCAUCAUUUCUGUCAAGUACUUACUCCCACAAUGCUCCAUUAACAGAUCCGAAAGGUUUGUUAGUUUUACUAAAAGUGAAUUCUCAGUAUUUCCUGUUUCCACCAUUUGCCUUAACCAUGGCCCGUUUAUUUCUAGUUCCACAAGCAUUUGAGACUCUACAUUAUUCCAGCACUUUUUAACAGCAGCACAUAAUGUGUCUCAUAAUAUUUCAGUUAUGUUUUACCUUUUCAAUGGUCACUAUCUUUGACUGUAGCACAUAUGUCCUUAUGUGGUCUUUUUCUCACAUAAACUCAACUGCAGAUGUAAUCUUCAGCAGUCAGAUGUUGAUUAGUUUAAAGUGUUAAGCUGCAUCUCAUAACCCCUAAAUCGCCUCCUGAACUCCUCCACUUGUCUCCUUUCCUUUCCUCGGGUUCUUAGUCCCUCCCACCGAGGAAGCAAGAGAGGAGAUAGGCAACGAGCAAAGAGAGAUGAGACAUCCUUUCUUUUGAAUCGUCACAUAACUUUGUCGGCUGUUUGGGCGGAGUUAGCAACUCCUUCAGCUGCAGAGCUUCUGGUAAAGGUGUUCUCGUGUAUCCUCACUAAUGGAUCCUCAGGUGAUCCCUCCUCGAUGCUCGCUCCUCGGUUCUUAGGGCAGGAAUAAAAGCUUUGAGACGGUCUUCACCGUGGAGGGACAGAACAACUUCUUGUUCAGCCGAGGACGGAGGAGUCGAGGAGCUAUCAAAUAAGGGUUAAGAUGCGCCUCUAGUCUACUAUUAAGGUUGUGCAUUUUCUAACUGCAGGGUGUUAUUCGGUCCGUUUCACUUGUAUCUUACAUGCAGAUGCUAUUCUGUCUUGUCAAGAUAUAUCUGGCAUAUUUAAAUUAUAUACUGUAUGUUAUAACAUAAACAACUUUACAAAGAUUGCGUGCAAACAUGAUGUACCGUUGUAUUUCAAUUUCGUACCAGCAUUUAAAAUCUCAAUAUUUGGAUUGAAAUACAUUCUGGUGCAAGAAAAAGUUUAAGAAUCAGGUGUCAAAUAAAUUUGGUAAAAGCUUAUUUGACAAAUAUUUAAACAAUUCAUGGUAAAAGUCAGACUCAAGUCUUUUCAGACCCCUACUAGAAAACUGGACACAUUUUCUUUCUUUACUUGUAUUUUGCAAUGAUAGUAGUCAUGGCAUGUUUCUCUUUGGUGUAAAAUAUGAUGUAUUUAAAUUAAUGUUUAUCAAUGAGUGUACAAAUUAAGAGUUAAGUAUUUUAAAGUUGUGUAUUUUGUCUAUAUUCUUCAGUAUCUCUCUCUGUUGUGUCCUAUUUUAGAGCUGUACAGAGAAAAGCUUACAUGUGUUUUAGCUGUGUUCUGUUCAGAUUAUGUAAGAUGCAAUUUUCCUCUUGAGAGACUCAUUCACAGACGGAAUGUUCUCCUUUGCACUGACCAAUUUUCCUCCUGUUUGUUUUCUGUGAUUUUGCCUGUUGCAUCUAAAUGUGUAUAAAUUAUCUCUCUGUUUAUUCUGUUUUAUCAUUUGGACUUUCAAACUUAAGAGCUUGUAGAUUUUAUG